Cimex lectularius (bed bug) is the source of this 2430-nucleotide messenger RNA. Its product is annotated as sodium- and chloride-dependent GABA transporter 1-like. The transcript has 13 exons. Bases 495 to 2258 code for a protein of 587 amino acids. The record is from RefSeq and is a predicted model, not a curated record. Lineage: Eukaryota; Metazoa; Arthropoda; Insecta; Hemiptera; Cimicidae. Gene Ontology annotation, biological process: sodium ion transmembrane transport. Gene Ontology annotation, cellular component: membrane.
UGUUUGCUUUUUUUUUAUUUUUAAAACAGAAAUCCAUGUUAUCAUACUUUACAGUUGUAGAAAGUAAAAUAAGCAAAAAGUCCAGUUUUAAGUUUUCCUAAACUAAGACAAUCGAAAAAUUUAACAUUUUUAUUUACUCUUCCUAUACAUUAAAUAGUCGAAAGUAGAAAACAAAGUGGUAUAAAUCUACAUAAACAUUCAUUAACUAAAGCUGAAAAAAAUGUUCACGAGACAACAGCAAAUUAAGAAGAAACACAAGUGGAAUAAAAAGUUUAUUAGUAUUAAGUUCGAGAACACAUGACAAAGAUUUGAUCCACAUGAAAAGGCUUCAAAAGGGAACAAGGGACAGAAGAAGUGAUGGCUGAAAAUGCAGCCAGUAGAGGCGAAAAGAUACGGAACUACUGCAUCGACCAUCAAAAGACUCCAUGGGAUUCGGAAACUGCAUGGAGUGAUGAUACGUUGACACCUUAUGAAUAUAGCCAACGAUAAUUGUCAUGAAGACGGAAUCAUGGGGGACAGGUUCUACACUGCAACAAGAAAGAGCACGAAGAGGAGGAUGGUCAAAUCAGCUUGAUUUCCUAUUUUCUUGCAUUAGUCUUUCUGUCGGACUUGGCAAUGUUUGGCGAUUUCCAUACUUAUGCUAUGAAAAUGGAGGGGGUGUGUUUCUUGUCACAUACAGUAUUGCUAUGUGUGUAUGUGGGAUACCGAUGUUUUUUCAAGAAGUGGCGAUGGGACAGUACCUUGGAUCUGGAGGGUGCACAUUGGUAGGACAAUUAUGCCCUAUUUUCAAAGGAGUGGGCUCUGCUACAAUGACUUUAGUGUUCUUUCUCAACGUAUACUACUGCAUAAUUAUUUCUUGGACACUAUUUUAUUUGAUAAGCACGUUCUAUUAUUUUCCAGAUCUUCCUUGGCAGUUUUGUGAUAACUACUGGAAUACUAUAAACUGCUAUUCCCCUUAUAGUGUAGGAAAGAUAAGUAAAGUAAAUGCUACAAUCUCUUCAGUGGAAGAAUUUUGGAAAUUUAGAGUUUUGGGAAUGACAAAUGGCAUUACUGAAAUUGGAGGUAUCAGAUGGGAGCUUUUGCUGUGUUUGGUCUUAGGGUGGUUGAUGGUGUACCUCAUUGUUUGCAAAGGAAUUCACAGAAGUGGAAAGGUCAUUUGGGUUUCCGCACUGUUUCCGUACAUUGUGUUGAUAAUUCUGUUUGUGAGGGCAAUUACUCUUCCUGGUGCAGGUCAAGGGCUCUUUUACUUCAUAUACCCACAGUGGGAAAAACUUUUGUACCCUAAACCUUGGAUUGAUGGUGCCACGCAGAUUUUCUUUGCAUACAGUAUUGGCACUGGAGCACUGCCUGCAUUAGGAUCAUUCAAUAAUUUUCACCAUAACUGUUAUAGGGAUACUGUUAUAACUUGCAUUGUCAACACUUUAACUAGUAUUUUGGCUGGAUGUGUUACUUUCUCUAUUUUGGGCAAUCUGGCACAUGAGCAGCAAUUGAGUGUUGACAAAGUUGUAACAUCAGGUCCAGGGCUUGUGUUUCUUACAUAUCCAGAAGUAGUGGUUAAACUACCUGGAGCAUCUGCCUGGGCAGCAAUUUUCUUCAUGAUGCUAAUUGUGCUUGGGAUAGACAGUGAAUUCUGCUUGGUUGAAUCAUUCAUUACAGGAAUGGUGGACAAUUGGCCUAAGCAACUGAGACCACACAGAGGGAAAUUCACUUUUGUAAUUUGCUUUAUGCUUUUCAUUUUAGGCAUUCCAAUGGUGACUAGGGGAGGAUUUUACAUUUUCAAAUUAAUGGACUAUUACUCCGCAUCGGGAAUCAGCUUGCUAUGGGUAUGUAUUUUUCAGACAGUCGCACUCUCCUGGGUAUUCGGUGCCAAGAAGGUUGGAGAUUGCAUCGAAGAAAUGCUGGGCAAUAGGCCCAACAAAUUCUUGCAUAUAUGUUGGGUCUACUGUGCACCAAUAACAAUGAUUGGAAUUUUUUUAUUCUACAUGGCUCAGUUUACACCGUUACAAAUUGGAGACUACGUUUAUCCGUUCUGGGCCCAAUUUAUCGGAAUAUGUAUAAGUAUGGCAUCAAUGCUAUGGAUUCCAGGAUAUGCCAUUUACUAUUUAAUUGUAACUCCUGGUCCACUGAUUCAAAAAUUAAAAGAAGGAACAAAAGCGAAAGCUUUAUAUGAGGAAGAUCCAUUACCGAAAAAUUUGCUUCCUUGGUCUGACAGUAGUGCAGUUCUGUUAAAGAGAAGCUCCUAUGAUGAAAACCACUAAUUUUAGCCAUUGUUCACUUUUACCUAAAAUGCCUGUAGAGAAGAAAAAAGUAAAAGAGGUCACCUUCAAGCCCAAUUCCACGGAUUUUAGGGACAGAACUUUAACAAUGCAGGAAGUGGAAAUGUUUACCUUUGUAAAAUAGAAAAUAAAAUUAUUUUAUAUCAGUUGUUUA